Vigna angularis (adzuki bean) is the source of this 1857-nucleotide messenger RNA. RefSeq names its product amino acid permease 2. The record is from RefSeq and is a predicted model, not a curated record. The coding region runs from base 248 to 1711 and encodes 487 amino acids. Gene Ontology annotation, cellular component: plasma membrane. NCBI's taxonomy places the organism in Eukaryota, Viridiplantae, Streptophyta, Magnoliopsida, Fabales, Fabaceae. The transcript is spliced from 6 exons.
ACACACUACGAAUCUAUCAUUGAUGUGAUUUGUGUCGAUUUGGAUCGCUGCUAAACCGUGGUGGUGCAAACAAUAGUGUUUGUACCUUCCUCUUUCUUUGGGCACGCGUGUUGUUUUUGAUUCGUGAACCCAAACUCCAUUAUUGUUGUCAGGAACAAAAAACACGACCACUAUAUAUUCAAUUCUAUCAGCAACACUCUCACAGUUUUAUUAUAAAUAUUUUAUUUUCUCUCUUGGUCCAUAACACAUGGUUGAAUACGCUUCCAGAACCAACCAUAGCGACCAUAAUCAAGGUUUUGCCAUGGAGGCUCAUUCCAUAGAUGGUGUUUCUUCACAAACUGACUCCAAAUUAUACGAUGAUGAUGGCCAUGUUAAACGAACAGGGAACGUUUGGACUACAAGCUCGCACAUAAUAACAGCAGUGGUGGGUUCGGGAGUGCUGUCUUUGGCAUGGGCCAUGGCUCAAAUGGGCUGGGUCGUUGGGCCUGCCGUUAUGAUCUUCUUCAGUGUUGUUACGCUUUAUACGUCGGCGCUUCUCGCUGAUUGUUAUCGCAGUGGUGAUCCCGUUUCUGGGAAGAGGAACUAUACUUUCAUGGAUGCAGUUCAAACCAUUCUUGGGAGGCACCAUGAUACCUUUUGUGCGGUAGUUCAGUACUCAAAUCUUUACGGCACCGCUGUAGGAUACACAAUUGCAGCUUCUAUUAGCAUGAUGGCGAUAAAAAGGUCCAACUGUUUCCAUUCCACGGGUGGAAAAGAUAAGUGCCUCGUGUCGAGCAACCCAUUCAUGAUCGGUUUUGGCAUCAUCGAAAUUGUAUUCUCUCAAAUUCCAGAUUUUCAUAAAACAUGGUGGCUCUCCGUGGUUGCAGCAAUCAUGUCCUUUGCCUAUUCCAUAAUUGGCCUCUCUCUUGGAAUUGCCAAAGUUGCAGAAACGGGUACUUUCAAGGGCAGUCUGACAGGAAUCAGGAUAGGAGCUGUAUCAGAGGCGAAUAAAGUAUGGGGAGUUCUCCAAGGUCUUGGUGACAUAGCCUUUGCUUAUUCAUAUUCUCAAAUCCUCAUUGAAAUUCAGGACACUAUAAAAUCUCCACCAUCGGAGGCAAAGACAAUGAAAAAAGCCGCUAAGAUAAGUAUUGGUGUAACAACAACAUUUUAUAUGCUUUGUGGCUUCAUGGGUUACGCUGCUUUUGGGGACGACGCACCUGGGAACCUGCUAACUGGAUUUGGUUUCUACAACCCAUAUUGGCUUGUAGAUAUUGCUAAUGCUGCUAUCGUAAUUCACCUUGUUGGAGCAUACCAAGUCUAUGCUCAGCCACUAUUUGCCUUUGUCGAGAAAUGGGCUUCAAAAAGAUGGCCCAAAGUUGAUAGAGAAUACAAAGUUCCCAUUCCUGGCUUUGCAUCUUACAAUUUAAGCCCAUUUAGAUUAGUUUGGAGAACAGGAUUUGUUAUCAUAACCACUAUUGUGGCAAUGUUGCUUCCAUUCUUCAAUGACAUCUUGGGACUUCUUGGAGCACUGGGGUUUUGGCCUUUAAGUGUUUUCUUCCCAGUAGAGAUGAGUAUCAAACAAAAGAAGAUCCCAAAAUGGAGUCAGAGAUGGAUAGGUAUGCAAUUAUUAAGCUUUGUCUGCCUCGUAGUGUCAGUUGCAGCUGCUGUUGGCUCAAUUGCCAGCAUCGUGGUUGAUCUACGGAAAUACAAACCUUUCCAUGUAGAUUAUUAAUUAAAUAAAUCCCAUCCACUCCCUCCUUGCCAAUGCUAGAAACUGUUGAAGGCAAUGGUAGUUGUUUGAAUAUCUUUUAUCUUAGUAAUGCUAUUUCAAUGUCAUCCUUGCUACACGUCUAAGCAAAAGUUCCACACAUUUUCAAA